ACGUGGAUUUUAUUUUGGUUUAAAUAUUUUAAAAAUUUUAUUUACAUAUUUUUAUUCCUAUUAGUUUUAACUUUUAUUUGUUUGUUUAUCGUGAUAAUUUCAAAAUUCUUCGCGGAAUCCUCAUUAUUAAAUAAAUCUGUGUUCUACAAAUUUAAACUGAUUAAUAUAAAAAAUGCCGUCCGAUUUGGUUAUGAACGUUCACGAGGGGCAAAUCGAAAACAAGAGUAAAAACUCAUAUUUUGUGAAGGGAAAUUAUGAGUACUAUCACUAUUUAUGUGAUGAUUUCGAUGACAGAGGAUGGGGAUGUGGAUAUAGAACGUUACAAACAAUUUGUUCCUGGUUGACUCAUAAUUUACAAACAAAUGUAAAAGUUCCAAGUAUAAAACAGAUUCAGGAUAUCCUAGUCUGUUUGGAAGAUAAGCCCAAGUCAUUCGUAAAUUCCCGGCAAUGGAUUGGUAGCUUUGAGGUAUGUUUGGUCAUAGAUCAAUUAUAUAAUGUUCCUUGCAAAAUCAUUCACGUCAAUAAGGGUGAUAAUUUAGAGACCAUAGUUGAAAGCUUAAAGCACCACUUUGUAAAUUUUGGCUGUCCAGUUAUGAUGGGUGGUGAUGUGGACUGUUCCUCUAAAGGGAUCAUGGGACUUCAUAUUGAUGACAAAGAAUCGAGUCUUUUGAUUGUGGACCCUCAUUAUGUGGGAAAGGAAGAGACAAGGGAAUUUCUACAAAACAAGGGGUGGGUAAAAUGGCAACCAUUAGGUGAAUUCUUGAGUUCAUCUUUCUACAAUUUAUGUCUACCACAAGCUAAAGCCAUUUGCAAACUAAAUCAAUGAAUUUUGGUAUCAGAAAUAAAACAAUAAUUUAUAAA
Messenger RNA from Leptidea sinapis, 861 nucleotides. It is a transcript of the gene Ufsp1, whose product is annotated as ufm1-specific protease 2. The record is from RefSeq and is a predicted model, not a curated record. Bases 173 to 826 code for a protein of 217 amino acids. Lineage: Eukaryota; Metazoa; Arthropoda; Insecta; Lepidoptera; Pieridae. The transcript has 4 exons.